Messenger RNA from Chiloscyllium plagiosum (whitespotted bambooshark), 4831 nucleotides. Lineage: Eukaryota; Metazoa; Chordata; Chondrichthyes; Orectolobiformes; Hemiscylliidae. The record is from RefSeq and is a predicted model, not a curated record.
GUGGGAUACUUGUCUUUAUUAGUCAAAGAUAUUAAAAACAAAAUAAUGAGCUUAUAAUGAAGCUGAUGAUAUUGUUAGUUGAGCCACAGCUGGAGUACUGUUUGCAGUUCUAGUCACCACACUCUAGGAGGAAUGUAAUUGUAACAGAGACAGUAGAGAAAAAAAUCACCUGGGCCGGAGCAAUUCUGUGAUGAUGACUGGGGUUGUUUUCAUUACAACAUAUAAGGUAGGGGCUAACUGCUGGAAAAUGGGAUGUUGGAUGACUGGUGCGGACACGAUGGGCUGGAGGAUCUAUGUUGCAAAAAGUGUCUCUAAGCACCAAAGGCAACACACAAACAUAAUACAGGCAUUAGAACGCACACACCGAGGCUUUUAAGGGUUAAAGUAAUGAAAUGAUUUUGGGUUAAAAAUGCAGGUAUCAUUCAUGUCACUUAUAAAUACCCAUGAUGUUAGGGUCCCUUUCCUAGAGCGGCGAACGAGAACGACAGAGCGGACUCAUGCUGGGGAAAAAAAUGACUACUCAACUGAAUGAGAAAUAGUGGCGACCUAGCACCAAGCCUGAGACCCAUGACUUGAUUAUGCGUGGACUGAAGAGCGAGUUGUCUUUUAACCAAACAGAAAUCUUCCCGAAGUCGAUGAAGAACUGAAACGCCUCAUCAAGGUUUUUAACCUUCAGUCCAGGAGCGUUGAGCCACGGUGGAGGUCACAAGGUGUGCGCUAAACUAUCCGCCCCGGUGGUCCCUUCCCCGUCUGACAUUCCUUCCCAGUGACUCCAGACCGGGAAUUCCCCCCUCCGUUCAUGGCCCACCGCUUUUUAAACAUUUCCGAAUACACCGUCCCCGGUGUAUUAGAUUCCAAUCGAAAAAGUCUGGGAAAAACAAAGAAACCAAACACAACACGUCUGUCUCUCUCUCUGCGUCUGUAAAAGAAAGUUAAUGUGCUAAGUCUGCAAGGCUUCUGAGCAGAAAUGUCAACCUGUCUUUUCGUUUUAUAGAUGUCGACAGACGUGAACAUUUUGGUUUCCGAUUUUCACUUUCUUGUCCAGUUGCUCGGCUGAGGUGAACAGUAAAUGCAUUUUCCAUCCGUGCCAAGGUUAGCUGGAGGGAUCAGUGAGGAGUGACAUGUGCACGGGACAAUUGGAGUUGAUUGCAGUAUAUAUAACUAACGGCAUAUAAUGUAUAAUCGUCUCACAUAUAUUAAACACACUAGACAAUUUAGGACACAGUGACUAAUACAAUGACAUUUUUUUUAAACUGCAGCUAUCAAUAACUCUAGAAAAACUAAUGUGACGCUUAUAUCGUCUCUUUUCAGUAAUUCUUGCACACACGUUUUACAGCUGGAAUGAAAUCGCUAUGCAAAACCAUAGCUCCACAAAUGAAGGGCAUGUCAUGUGUGAAAUUAUGGAACUGAGCAAAGUACAAAGCUAAUGGAGCUAAUGCUCUGGCUUCUAAUGAACAAGACCAGAAUGAUAGUCAAAUCCAUCUCUGGGAGGGGGGGGGGGAAGUGAUAUAUUGGUUAAACUUCCAAGAAAUAAUAAUUAUUAUUUUUGAUGCAUAUUCAUUCCUAAUCUCUGAAGUACCUGAGCAAGUGACCAUUGUCAAAAUGCUGCUGUCCCGUGAUGGAACGCAUCAGAAUAAACAGGGCGCCUGUCGCUGAUGGUUUUGCAAACAGGAAAGUCGCAGGUUACACACACCCAUGGGUUCCACGGGUGUACUCCCUGUGAGCGCCGCUGGGAGCUGCGUCCUGAUCGUUCCGGCCUGGGUCCUGUCUGUCUACCCCACUAAAAGAAAGCGAGCUGUUGAGUUCUCACAUCACCCGUUGCUGUUUGUGGGAGCGGGCAGUGCCUGGGACUGGCGACUUCACAGUUGCGCCCGCACUUGCAAUGAUGCCUCGUGAGCCGCGAAGCACUUUACGAGGCUCGGGGCUGUGACAGGCGCUACGCAAAUGCAAGUUCUCCCUUCACCGUGUCAAUCAAACAAACCGAAGCAUCUUGUGGGGCAUGGAGGCCAUCCCACAGCUGUGCCUGCACAUCCAUUCACAGCCAAGCACACCAUCCAGACUCACUCAUGGAUAGAGAGCAGGAACGGAGGAUGGAUAGACACAAAUAUUGGACUAAAUAGCCGUCACGUGAAAACUCACGUUCAAUGGUUUCCUGGGGAGCCACCGGCAUUCUGCGUGCUGGGAGCAGGAGUAUUGGUCCCAGGGAGGGCUGUUCAUGAGAUAUUCUGAUCAGGAAUACAGUGCAUUCCGCUUUGCGAUUUAUCUUCACAAUACUAAUCCCAACACGACUGAAGCCCCUUUCAAUUUGGUUCCUCAUGUGGACAACAUUGAAACAGCCAACAGCUUUGCUGUAACAAAUGCCUUCUGUUCUCAGUACUCCAGAGGAGUAUUUGCCAUCUUUGGGAUGUAUGACAAGAGGUCUGUGCAUACACUGACAUCGUUCUGUGGAGCGCUGCACAUAUCUUUGAUCACACCAAGCUUCCCGACAGAGGGUGAGAGUCAAUUUGUGCUCCAACUGCGGCCAUCUUUGAGAGGGGCAUUGCUCAGCCUGCUUGAUCACUAUGAGUGGACUAAAUUUGUCUUCCUCUAUGACACUGACAGAGGUUAUUCCAUACUGCAGUCAAUUAUGGAAAAAGCAGGCCAGAAUGGCUGGCAAGUCAGUGCUAUCUGCAUAGAGAAUUUCAAUGAUGCUAGUUACCGACGUCUACUAGAAGACCUGGAACGAAAACAGGAAAAGAGAUUUGUCGUGGAUUGCGAAGUGGAGAGACUACAUAACAUUAUGGAGCAGAUUGUAAGUGUCGGGAAGCAUGUCAGAGGAUACCACUAUGUCUUGGCCAACUUGGGAUUCAAGGAUAUAUCGCUGGAUAGAUUUAUGCAUGGAGGAGCAAAUGUAACAGGAUUCCAAAUCGUGGAUUACAACAGACCUGUUGUUACUAAAUUCAUGCAGCGUUGGAAGAAGUUGGAUCAGAGAGAAUUUCCUGGAACUGACAAUGCUCAGUUGAAGUACACAUCUGCACUAACGUACGAUGGGAUACUUGUUAUGGCUGAAGCAUUCCGUUACCUCCGCAGGCAACGGAUUGGGAUUUCAAGAAAAGGAAAUGCUGGAGAUUGUCUUGCUAAUCCUGCUGCUCCUUGGGUUCAAGGUAUUGACACAGAAAGGGCACUAAAACAGGUACGGAUCCAGGGCUUAACGGGAAAUGUUCAAUUUGAUAACUAUGGUCGACGGACAAACUUCACAAUUGAUGUAUUUGAGCUGAAAAGUACAGGCCACAGAAAGAUUGGCUACUGGAGUGAUGCUGACAAGCUAGUUCUCAUUCAGAAUGAGAUGAUGUUUCCGAAUGAUUCUUCUGCCAUGGAAAACAGGACUGUUUAUGUCACUACGAUAUUGGAAGGUCCAUAUGUUAUGCUGAAGAAAAAUCAUGACACUUUGGAAGGAAAUGACAAGUACGAGGGUUACUGUGUGGAUUUAGCUUCAGAAAUUGCGAAGCAUAUCGGGAUCAAAUAUGAGCUUAAAAUCGUUCCUGAUGGGAAAUAUGGAGCAAGAGAUCCAGACACUAAAAUCUGGAAUGGAAUGGUGGGCGAACUUGUUUAUGGGAGAGCACAGAUUGGUGUGGCACCACUGACCAUUACUUUAGUACGAGAAGAGGUCAUUGACUUUUCCAAGCCCUUCAUGAGCCUGGGCAUUUCCAUCAUGAUCAAGAAACCGCAGAAGUCCAAACCUGGCGUUUUCUCCUUUCUUGACCCAUUGGCAUAUGAAAUUUGGAUGUGUAUCGUCUUUGCCUACAUUGGAGUCAGCGUGGUACUCUUCCUGGUCAGCAGGUUUAGCCCAUAUGAAUGGCACACUGAAGAACCAGAAGAUGGACAAGAUACAUCACCAAGUGAUCAACCACCCAAUGAGUUUGGAAUCUUUAACAGUCUUUGGUUUUCUCUGGGUGCCUUUAUGCAGCAAGGAUGCGAUAUUUCACCAAGAUCACUAUCUGGACGCAUUGUCGGAGGAGUGUGGUGGUUCUUCACCCUGAUUAUAAUUUCUUCCUACACGGCAAAUCUUGCUGCUUUCCUGACUGUAGAGAGAAUGGUGUCACCUAUAGAAAGUGCUGAAGAUCUUUCAAAGCAAACUGAAAUUGCGUACGGAACACUGGACUCAGGUUCUACAAAAGAAUUUUUCAGAAGAUCAAAAAUAGCAAUAUAUGAAAAAAUGUGGGCCUACAUGAAAUCUGCGGAACCUUCAGUUUUCACCAAGACCACGGCUGAGGGUGUGGCGCGUGUUCGCAAGUCCAAGGGCAAGUUCGCUUUCCUUCUGGAGUCCACAAUGAACGAAUAUAUUGAACAAAGGAAACCGUGCGAUACCAUGAAAGUAGGAGGCAACCUGGAUUCCAAAGGAUAUGGAGUGGCAACGCCUAAGAACUCCCCAUUAAGAAAUGCUGUUAACCUCGCAGUUUUAAAACUGAAUGAACAAGGACUCUUGGACAAAUUGAAAAACAAAUGGUGGUACGACAAAGGAGAGUGUGGCAGCGGGGGAGGUGACUCCAAGGACAAGACGAGCGCUUUGAGCCUUAGCAACGUAGCUGGAGUCUUCUAUAUUCUAGUUGGAGGCCUUGGUUUGGCAAUGCUGGUGGCUUUGGUAGAAUUCUGUUACAAGUCCAGGGCAGAGGCGAAGAGAAUGAAGCUGACCUUUUCAGAAGCCAUGAGAAACAAAGCCAGAUUGUCCAUAACUGGAAGUGUUGGAGAAAAUGGCCGUGUAUUGACUCCAGACUGUUCAAAGGCCGUGCACACUGUUCCUACCAUUAGACAGAAUCCAGGAUUGGCUAUCGUAGCAUCGGAUUUACCAUAA